Messenger RNA from Momordica charantia (bitter melon), 871 nucleotides. Its product is annotated as dehydration-responsive element-binding protein 1D. The record is from RefSeq and is a predicted model, not a curated record. Gene Ontology annotation, molecular function: DNA-binding transcription factor activity; DNA binding. NCBI's taxonomy places the organism in Eukaryota, Viridiplantae, Streptophyta, Magnoliopsida, Cucurbitales, Cucurbitaceae. Gene Ontology annotation, biological process: regulation of DNA-templated transcription.
GAUCCCUCACUCUUACUCCAUCAACCCCACCUCCAAUUCCUCGAAAUUCAAUUGUAAUUUGGACUCGAAAUCAGCUCAGUGAUAUCAAAAAAUGGAACCUUUUCCAAGUUUCUAUGAAGAGUACUUGUCGAGCUCUGAGAGUAGCAGUUGCCGCCGGAGAGCGUUGUUUUCCGACGAGGAGGUCAUGUUGGCGGCGAGCAAUCCGAAGAAGAGGGCCGGGAGGAAGAAAUUUAAGGAGACUCGGCAUCCGGUGUACAGGGGAGUGAGGAGGAGGAAUUCCGGUAAGUGGGUUUGCGAGGUAAGGGAGCCCAAUAAGAAGUCUAGGAUUUGGCUUGGGACAUUUCCAACGGCGGAGAUGGCGGCUCGGGCUCACGACGUGGCGGCGAUGGCGCUUAGAGGUCGCUCUGCUUGUCUCAAUUUCGCCGACUCCGCGUGGCGGCUGCCGCUGCCGGCGUCCCCUGACCCCAGGGGUAUUCAGAAAGCGGCAGCCGAGGCGGCGGAGGCAUUCCGGCCGGUUGAGUCAGAUGGGUCCUCCGUAGACGACCCACGGCAGGAAAAUGGGACGGCGGCGGAGACGACGGCGCCCCCGUCGGAAAACGUGUUUUACUACAUGGAUGAGGAGGCAGUUUUUGGGCUUCCUGGAUUGCUGGAGGAUAUGGCUGCGGGGAUGAUGUUGCCUCCACCUCAGCAUUUUCGUGAUGACAAGGAUUUUUAUGAUGACAUGUCAUUAUGGAGCUAUUAAUUUUUUUUCUUCUUUAAUUAUCCAUAGCUCUUAUUACAUUCAAUUUACGUCCAUGUACAUAGAAUUUGAAGAAAGAGUGUUUAUUUAGGUAUUGAAAUAGCAAAAGCAUCAAUGACUGAUUUCCCCCCA